UAAUGGAAUUUGUUGCAACAUAAGUAGGUAAAAUACGUGUGGGGGCGCCGCCGGGACUCUUCUUAACUCAGUCGCGUUUGGCGUUCCCUCAAGCUCCCACUGGGUGACCAAAACCCUAGAUCUCUUUUUCAAAAUCUACCCUGCAUUUCUUCGUUCAACCUCUGUGUGUCCAGGUCUCAAUCCGUUUGUAGAAGCCGAAAUCCUUUAUUCGAUUUGACAUGGCUACUACAAUGCAUUUCUACGGAAUUAAAUCUCCCUAUCACCCUUCUUCAAGGACAACUUUGCAUUCACAACCUUUGCGCUUGCAACAGUGGCUCCAUUUUGCAACCUCUGUGGCUUCAGUUUCCGGAUCAUCUAGAAUUAGCAAGAAUUCAUUUAUUAGGAGAAGAGUCCUCCGAGUCAGUUGUGGUGGGAGAAAUGUAGAUGUGGUUGAACAAAGUGAAACCAAGAAUCAAGUUUAUGAUGGAGUUGGUAAGGAUUUUACAUGUGUGAUGAAGUUUGGUGGAUCAUCACUUGCCUCGGCUGAGAGGAUGAGAGAGGUAGCUGACCUUAUUAUCAGCUUUCCAGAAGAGAGGCCUGUGAUUGUUCUCUCUGCUAUGGGAAAGACAACCAACAAGCUUUUACUGGCUGGAGAAAAGGCUGUCAGUUGUGGUGUUUCUAAUAUAUCUGAUAUCGAAGAGUUAACCUUAAUAAAAGAACUUCAUCUUAGGACCGUGGAUGAGCUUGGAGUGGACAGCUCCACUAUUUCCCCACACCUGGAAGAAUUGGAGCAACUUCUGAAGGGAAUUGCUAUGAUGAAAGAGUUGACACUACGCACAAAAGACUACCUAGUCUCAUUCGGAGAGUGCAUGUCAACGAGACUUUUUGCAGCAUAUUUGAAUAAAAUAGGUGUUAAAGCUCGGCAAUAUGAUGCGUUCGAAAUUGGUUUUAUAACAACAGAUGACUUUACUAAUGCGGAUAUUUUGGAAGCAACUUAUCCAGCUGUUGCAAAGAGAUUACACAGUGAUUGGAUUAGUUAUCCUGCAAUUCCUAUCGUUACUGGCUUCCUUGGAAAGGGCUGGAGAUCCCGUGCAGUGACUACAUUGGGUAGGGGUGGUAGUGAUCUGACAGCCACAACUAUUGGUAAAGCAUUGGGGUUGCGUGAAAUUCAGGUAUGGAAGGACGUUGAUGGUGUUUUGACAUGUGAUCCUAACAUAUAUCGACGUGCAGAACCUGUGCCAUAUCUAACAUUUGACGAGGCAGCUGAACUUGCAUAUUUUGGUGCUCAGGUCCUGCAUCCACAGUCCAUGAGGCCAGCUAGAGAGGGUGAUAUUCCUGUUAGGGUUAAGAAUUCUUACAACCCUAAUGCCCCAGGUACCCUGAUCACUAGGACAAGAGACAUGAGUAAGGCAGUACUAACUAGCAUUGUUUUGAAACGCAAUGUAACCAUGUUGGACAUUGUUAGCACUCGCAUGCUUGGUCAAUUUGGCUUUCUCGCUAAGGUGUUUUCAAUCUUUGAAGACUUGGGUAUAUCAGUGGAUGUUGUAGCUACUAGUGAAGUCAGUAUUUCCUUGACAUUGGAUCCGUCAAAGCUCUGGAGCAGAGAACUGAUUCAGCAGGCAAGCGAACUCGACCAUGUUGUGGAAGAACUCGAAAAAAUUGCGGUUGUAAAUCUCCUGCAGCACCGAUCAAUCGUCUCUCUCAUUGGGAAUGUCCAAAGGUCUUCACUAAUACUAGAAAAGGCAUUUCAUGUACUUCAUACCAAUGGAGUUAAUGUUCAGAUGAUCUCUCAAGGUGCAUCUAAGGUUAACAUCUCAUUAAUAGUAAAUGACAGCGAAGCAGAAAAAUGUGUUAGGUCUCUCCACUCUGCCUUCUUUGAGAGUGAUUUCUCAGAACUAGUUUGGGAACAUGGAUCUGAGAACGGGUCCAUUUCAAGAUCAUCAAAUGAAUGUUGAUCCAUGCACAAACAUAUUCAUUCUGGCAUGGCAGCAUAUGUGACUCCAUCUAAAUUUGAGAACCAUUUGUUUCCCUAGUAAUGUCGUUGUCGCCUCAAUGAUGGGCUAUGCGGGGUUGGGGAGACCGAAGUCGCUUGUAGUGAUGAGCCAAGUCUAUAUGGUUAAAAGAUCAUUUUUUGUAAUAGCAUACCUCAGGCAGGAUAUUUGUGGCUGCGAUUCAGGUCUUUAUUUUCUACUCUCACACCAAAUCUUUAAUCGCUUUCCUAUUUUGUUAUUCUCUAUUAAGUUUAUUGAAUGAUCAUGCGGAAACAAUUUUAUUCCAUUGAUCUUGUCCGCAAGGCAUAAUCGAAUGAUCAGUUACAAUUUUUAUAUUGUAUUUUUACACUUACCAUUAAUAUUCCAUAAAAUUUAGGAUUUUAUUUGUGUCAAA
Messenger RNA from Cornus florida, 2364 nucleotides. Its product is annotated as aspartokinase 2, chloroplastic-like. Bases 219 to 1934 code for a protein of 571 amino acids. Lineage: Eukaryota; Viridiplantae; Streptophyta; Magnoliopsida; Cornales; Cornaceae. Gene Ontology annotation, molecular function: aspartate kinase activity. Gene Ontology annotation, cellular component: chloroplast stroma. Gene Ontology annotation, biological process: amino acid biosynthetic process. The transcript has 14 exons. The record is from RefSeq and is a predicted model, not a curated record.